Melanotaenia boesemani (Boeseman's rainbowfish) is the source of this 924-nucleotide messenger RNA. Its product is annotated as anionic trypsin-2-like. Gene Ontology annotation, biological process: proteolysis. The record is from RefSeq and is a predicted model, not a curated record. Lineage: Eukaryota; Metazoa; Chordata; Actinopteri; Atheriniformes; Melanotaeniidae. Gene Ontology annotation, molecular function: serine-type endopeptidase activity. Bases 116 to 871 code for a protein of 251 amino acids. The transcript has 6 exons.
UGCUGAUAAGCUUCCAGCAGGGUAUUGGUCCUGCGAAGGCCGGCAGGACAUGGAGAGCAGAUUUAAAGCACCACGCUGAGACUCUGCUUCAGUCUGCAGAGGCUCGGUGGCAGCGAUGGAUCCUCCCACUUUUCUUCUUCUUCUGCUGUGUGUCGGAAUCACCGUGAGCUCAGCUGUGGACCUGCAGAAGAGGAUCUACGGUGGUCGAGACUGCAAAACAGAUGAGCGUAAAUAUCACGUCCAAGUGAUUUCAGAAGGUGUUGAUGGACAGCAGUAUCUGUGUGGAGGCUCUCUGAUCAGUAAACAGUGGAUUCUAACUGCAGCUCACUGCGAGAACAAGACGAUGUACGCUGUUCUAGGUGUGAAUCAAGUUCCACAACCAAAAGUAAAGAUUGUAGAGAAAAUACCUUAUAAAGACUUCGACAUCAUGUUCCUGAAACUACCAAAUCCCACCACGUAUCCCUUUAUAUCUCUUCCAUCUACUAAAGAGUGUCAGAGACCGGCCAUAGGUGAAAGUGUGGAGGUGGCGGGCUUUGGUUGGUGUAAGGCAGACAAAAAAACUAAGUUAAAAGUUUGCAGCACACCAAAAAAACUGCAGUGUGUAGAAAUGAAGGUUGCUGAUUGUCAGUUCGGAAAAGGGCAAGACGAGUGUUUAAGGGUAAAGAUAGAACAUAUUUUCUGUGGCAGUGGAACUGAGGAGGACACUGGGCCAGGAGACUCUGGUGGUGCAGUGGUUUACAACAAGAAGCUCUACGGUGUCGUCAUGGGUGGUUACAAAUAUGUCUGUAUAGGGCCUGCUAUAUUCGGAGAUAUCUGUGCUUUCCUUAACAAACACCCUGAUUUCCUUAAAAACCACAACAUUCCCAAUUAACUGGAAAUAAAGAUUCCAAAUAAAGGAAAAUCUGAGAAUUCAGAUCUACAAGA